Molecule: messenger RNA, 1905 nt
Organism: Hordeum vulgare subsp. vulgare (domesticated barley)
Lineage: Eukaryota; Viridiplantae; Streptophyta; Magnoliopsida; Poales; Poaceae
Product: cyclin-dependent kinase E-1
Exons: 15
Coding region: 197-1609 (470 amino acids)
Biological process (GO): protein phosphorylation
Cellular component (GO): mediator complex; nucleus
Molecular function (GO): cyclin-dependent protein serine/threonine kinase activity; RNA polymerase II CTD heptapeptide repeat kinase activity; ATP binding
Source: RefSeq, a predicted model, not a curated record
CGCCCCCAUCCGAUCCCCCAAUCCCUCUCUCACUCCGAUUCGGGCGGGGCCCAAACCCUAGGUCGCCGGCUCCUCCCGAGGCGAGCCUAGCUGAUCCGUUUGUUCUGCGCAAGCUCUGCCGUGUUUCUCUGCUGUUUCCUCUCUAAAGGAAGAAGAGGAAGAACGAGAGGGAUUUGGUCGGCUGCCGUCGGCGGCGAUGGGCGACGGCCGCGGCGGAGGGUCAAACCGCCCCGCGUGGCUGCAGCAGUACGAGCUGGUGGGGAAGAUCGGCGAGGGCACCUACGGCCUCGUCUUCCUCGCGCGCCUAAAGCCAACGCAUCCCCAGGCCGCUGGCCGCCGCGGCUCCCCCAUCGCCAUAAAGAAGUUCAAGCAGUCCAAGGAGGGCGAUGGCGUCUCGCCUACCGCCAUCAGAGAGAUCAUGCUCCUGCGCGAGAUCAACCACGAAAAUGUCGUCAAGCUCGUCAACGUCCACAUCAACCACGCAGACAUGUCCCUCUAUCUCGCCUUUGAUUACGCCGAGCAUGACCUCUAUGAGGUUAUCCGGCAUCACAGAGAGAAGCUUAACCUCUCCAUUAACCAAUACACAGUCAAAUCCUUGCUCUGGCAACUGCUCAAUGGCCUCAACUAUCUCCAUAGUAACUGGAUUAUCCAUCGAGACCUCAAGCCUUCUAAUAUACUGGUCAUGGGAGAGGGAGAAGAACAUGGAAUUAUAAAGAUUGCUGAUUUUGGCCUGGCUAGGAUAUAUCAAGCUCCACUGAAACCACUAAGUGACAAUGGGGUUGUUGUAACUAUCUGGUAUCGUGCACCUGAGCUGUUACUUGGAGCUAAACACUACACAAGUGCUGUUGACAUGUGGGCAGUUGGUUGCAUUUUUGCCGAAUUGCUUACAUUGAAACCACUGUUCCAAGGUGUUGAAGCGAAAGCUACUCCAAACCCUUUCCAACUCGAUCAACUAGACAAGAUUUUUAAGGUCUUAGGUCAUCCUACAGUCGAGAAGUGGCCUACCCUUGCAAAUCUUCCAUGCUGGCAAAAUGACCAGCAACACAUUCAGGGGCAUAAGUAUGAGAACACAGGUCUUCAUACUAUUGUUCACUUGCCGCAGAAGGGUCCUGCAUUUGACCUUCUCUCGAGAAUGCUCGAGUAUGACCCUCGAAAGCGUAUUACAGCUGCACAAGCUUUGGAGCAUGAGUACUUCCGGAUGGACCCGCUACCUGGACGAAAUGCACUUGUACCAUCUCAGCCAGGCGAGAAAAUUGUGGCAUAUCCUGUUCGUCCAGUAGAUACGUCAACAGAUUUUGAAGGAACAACAAGCCUUCAACCAACUCAACCGCCAUCAGGGAACGGACCUCCGGGUGGCCAGCCUGUACCAAGACAAAUCCCAAGGCAAAUGCAACAGCCUAUGGGUGGUAUGCAAAGAAUGCCUCCUGGUGCAAACAUGGGUGCCUUUGGCGCAGCGCCCCAAGCAGGCAUGGUUGGGAUGAAUCCCGGUAACAUUCCGAUGCAGAGAGGCGCAGGUGGCCAGUCUCAUCCACACCAGUUGAGAAGGAAGGCUGAUCAAGGGAUGCAGAUGCAGAACCCCGGGUACCCUCAGCAGAAGAGGCGCUUCUGACAUCCUCCCUCCUGGGCACCGGUUGAUAUAAAUGUACUCAUGGCAUCAUCAUGUAUGUACAUCUUCCAGAUAGAUAUACAAUUAUACAUCGUGUGGUGGCCAUGUAAGCUUGUUGUUGUAGAUUUAUAGUGCUUAUCUGCUAGCUUGGUAGGUUAAAGUAGCUGUAAGGGUCAUUGUAGAGGAAAUUUGGAUGGUUGCCUUUUACAGCUACUUCGCUAAGCUGAUCCAUGCAGAAUAACUGACAUUCUGAAUUCUGAAUAUACAAGACAAGCUGGUAGACAUGCUAGUUUCAUUCU